AAGAGCACUUUCUCAAUCUCAAUUUAAGCAAGCCUCAAGAGCACUACCAUUCUCGCCUUCUCUGACUUUCUCGGCUGUUUCCCAACCGUUGUCGAAAGAAUCGGAACUCCUCGAUUGCCAAAUUGCUCCGGCGAAUCUCCGAUGGCUUCUCCGUUCAGGAGCCGUACACCUGGCAGACGCAGACAAAAGGGUAGUGGCGUGCCAUUUAUUGAUCCUCAACAGCCUGCUCUUGCUGUGGAACCCCUGAACAGUGUGCCAUAUACCGGUCCCCCUAUUAGUGGCAUUGGUUCCCACCCACUAAAGAUGGACACUGAUAUUCAUCAGGAAACUGCUUCACAGCAAGAAGCUGGUGAAAAAAUGGAAGCUGAUCCUAUUUCAAGAAACAAUCCAGCUAUGGUAUUUUUUCCUUCUCGACCAGCUAGAGAAGAGUGGGACAAUGUAAUGGCUGCCACCAAAACUGGAGUCGGCUUGACAGGCACUGCUGCAAUGGGACAGGUGGGUCCAGCUAUGGGGAAAAUGGUCAUUGUUGAAUAUGAAGAAACAUAUUACUUUCGUGUUGAUCUCCCUGGUGUGGCAUGUGAUGACAGUACAUUUAGCUGUGUUGUUGAACCUAGCGGGAAAGUAGUGAUAAAGGGAGUAACAACAGGUGUGAAAAGGGUUUAUAGGUACAACCAAGUCUUUGAGAUGAUUUCCCAAAAUCUUUCCCCACCAGGGCCAUUUUCAAUUUCUUUUGAGCUUCCUGGUCCGGUUGAUGAGCAACAGUUUACUAGAUCUUUCGGACUUGAUGGGCUGCUUGAAGGAAUUGUAAAGAAAAAGCCAGUGACUGGUGUUUGAGUUGUUAAAACAUGUCCUAUUAGAAGACUUUAUAUUUGUUCUUUUUCUUUCUUCCCCUUUUAUUAUAUGAAUUUUAAAGAGAAAAAGCCAUCAGCAGGUUGAUGACUAUAGUUAUCAAUUGGACUGACAUCUUGGAUGUUCAGUUCACCUGUGGGCAUCAUUACACCAUUUUUGUAAUCCAUAGGGCUUUUGCUUUCUAAUUGGGGAUGUAAUGUGGUUUGCAAGAUGACUCCCAACUUUUGGAUGGGAUGAACUUCAAAGUUUUCAAAACAAUCACAUUUAGAAUAGUGUUUUUAUUUGUA
This is a messenger RNA of Diospyros lotus (date-plum), 1136 nucleotides long. RefSeq names its product alpha-crystallin domain-containing protein 22.3-like. NCBI's taxonomy places the organism in Eukaryota, Viridiplantae, Streptophyta, Magnoliopsida, Ericales, Ebenaceae. Bases 142 to 834 code for a protein of 230 amino acids. The transcript has 3 exons. The record is from RefSeq and is a predicted model, not a curated record. Gene Ontology annotation, cellular component: nucleus.